Cyprinodon tularosa is the source of this 1460-nucleotide messenger RNA. RefSeq lists its product as uncharacterized. NCBI's taxonomy places the organism in Eukaryota, Metazoa, Chordata, Actinopteri, Cyprinodontiformes, Cyprinodontidae. The coding region runs from base 39 to 1460 and encodes 473 amino acids. The record is from RefSeq and is a predicted model, not a curated record. The transcript has 6 exons.
GUAUUUGAUUAUAUUUAUAUAAAGCCGGGUGUGUAAAAAUGGUGAAGGCUUGCGAUUAUCCUGGUUGUGCCAACAAAGAUGAUGGUAAAUCGACUCUCAGUUUUCAUCGUUUUCCUCUGACGGACGUUGCGGUCAGGCAACUUUGGCUACUCGCUGUGGGAUUCCAUGUUGACACCAGACUGGCAAAAAUUAAAAAGCUCCGAGUUUGCAGUGCUCACUUCAGCGAGGACGACUAUGCGUCUUCAUGCCCAAGACAUACGAAGAAAAGGAUUUUGAAGAGCUCUGCUGUUCCUGCAACACUGGCAUGUGCUCCUGUUGCAAUGGCUGAAACGGCACAAUCUGAGGCCGCAACCUCUGAAGAAGAGCCAGCUCUUCAGUCAACCCCCCUGAAGUCCAGAUUGGACAAGCAACAGUUCCAGAUGAUGCUCACCAGCCCAGCUGAUGCUGGUCCAAGCAAAAAGCCAUCGACUUCAGGAACAUACAUAGCCCUACCUCCUACCGGGAGACUGUCACAGUCAGAAAACCCUAGCUCAGAUGUUGCACCUGAGACCCUGGAUACCACCAUGACAUCCAUAGAGACACCUGUGGACAGAGAUGACAGCACAUUCCUUCCAUUGAGCAGUGAUGACACAUCUACAAGAUCAUCUUCCUCAGACAACAUUGCGGGAGCAGAAAGGAGAGGCGACUGGUCUGAGAGGAAAUGGAUUGUGAACGAGUCAUGCCUAAUGGAACUGUUUACAACUUGUCACACAUGCGGGAUAUCCAUUUGUGAGAAGAAGAUCACCAGCCGUGGAUCAAAAAUUACAAUAGAAUGGACAUGCAUCAAUCACCAUACGGGAGUGUGGCAGUCCUGUCCUGAUGUCCGUGGAAUACGUGAGAACAAGGCUGAUCUUCUAAACUUACAACUGCCAAAGAAAAGAUCAUACUAUUCACUGCAGUCCACCUAUAUGAUACCUGUUAUUCAAGAAGCCUACACCGAGAUGCAAGAGGAGAUUUUGCCAGAACUCAGGGAAACUGAAGCUGCUGGUGGACACACAGAUAUCUGUGGUGAUGCAAGAUCUGAUUCCCCGGGUUACAGUGCCAAGUACACCUGUUACAGCUUUAUGGAAGAUGCAACAAAGAAAGUCAUCAUGUCAGAUCUAAUUCAGGUAACUGAGGCUACCAGUUCAACAGCAAUGGAGCCUGUUGGUUUCCGGAGGGGCCUGGAUCGUCUGCUGGACUCCGGCGUUGGUGUUUACGUGGUUACUACUGACCGGGCUCCAUCAAUACGGAAGAUCAUGAGGGAGUCCUAUCCUGAGCUUAGGCAUCAAUUUGACCCAUGGCAUGUUGCAAAAGGUAUAAAGAAGAAGGCAACUGCAUUGGCAAGGAAGAAAGAAAACCGGGACCUGCAGCCAUGGAUCAAGUCUCUGGCAAUCACUUUUGGUGGUCGUGCAGUUCUUGUGGUGGCGAUGAGAAGGUGA